Molecule: messenger RNA, 2322 nt
Organism: Frieseomelitta varia
Lineage: Eukaryota; Metazoa; Arthropoda; Insecta; Hymenoptera; Apidae
Product: WD repeat-containing protein 74
Exons: 8
Coding region: 79-1344 (421 amino acids)
Biological process (GO): ribosomal large subunit biogenesis
Cellular component (GO): nucleolus; preribosome, large subunit precursor
Molecular function (GO): protein binding
Source: RefSeq, a predicted model, not a curated record
AGUAAAGUUGUAUAUUGUUACACGAUGCAUUGAUGUCUUGUUGUUGAUUUAUAUUCUUUAUGAAGUAUUUUUGUUGAAAUGGAUACGAAAGAUAAUUAUAAUGUAUAUGUUGGUGGUAAAUCUGGAAUUUUCAAAGGCGUAAGAAUAGAUAAGAAAGAAUGUGUAUCACAAAAUAUACAAAACUUGGUUUCCAUUACGGAUAAUGAUGAAGUGACAACAAUGUCUUGGGGCGAUGAUGAGGAGAGAGAAAUUCUAAUUGGUUGUGGUGUGAAAAAUAUUAAGAGCGUGAAAGUUUAUGAUACUGAAUAUUCGACGUUCACGUGUUCUUUUUUUUGCAAUAUUGGAACAGGCAAAAUUACUGGCAUAUCUCGAUAUGAUGAAGCAAUUUUGACUGCUGUUCGAUCAGGUGAAGUAAAAUUAUGGAGGUUUAAGGAAGAAGACGGAUUUAUAAUAAAAGCUGGUGAAAAUUUGGACAAAAUGCGUCAUUCAAGAAUAAAAAAGGAGAUGAUAGCUACCGGAGGUCAAGAACAUGCAUUAAAGUUAUUUGAUAUAGAAAAACGAGUACAAAUAUUUACAGAGAAAAAUGUGCCUCAUGAUUGGUUGCAAGUCAGAGUUCCAAUUUGGAUUUCUGAUGUGGAUUUUCUUCCUAAUUCAGAAGAAAUUGUUACAACUAGCAAAUAUGGAUAUGUGCGUUUAUAUGAUCCAAAAUCACAAAGAAGACCUGUCAUAAACGUAGAAAUAAAAGAGGAAGCAUUAACGUGUUUAACUGUGGCACCACGAGAAAAGCAGAUUAUAGUUGGCUCUGGCAAAGGCAGGAUGAAUCUUGUAGAUUUACGAAAACCAGCUAAAAUACUAAAUACAUAUAAAGGAUUUGUGGGAGGUGUAACGGGAAUAGCUUGUAGCAAAAACGAACCUUAUGUUGUUAGUGUUAGUUUAGACCGAUAUUUGCGAAUACACCAUAUCGAUACAAAAGAAUUAUUAAAAAAGAUGUAUUUAACGUCGAAAAUAUCAUGUAUGUUGUUAUGUUCAGAAUUUUCAUUAUCAGCAAAUGAAGAAAAAAUACAAAAGCAUAAGCACGAAAUUACUAAAGAUUUUGUAGGAAAAAAGGAAGAAGACAUAGAAAAUAAUUCAGAUUCUGAUUCAGAAUAUGACAUGUUAUUUAACAAAAUGCCAAUAAUUACUAACAAAGAAGAUAAAUCAAUAGAAAAGAAGCAAAAAAAAGCAAAGUAUUCCAAAUUAGAUACUGAAAUUAUUUCUCAUGAACGUACUGUACCAAGUGUAAAUGAAUCAUCAAAAAAGCAACUCAAGAAGAUAAAAAAAUCCGAUUCAUUAAUAGAAUUAUAAGCAAGACAAUAAUAAUGAAUUCAUCUAUUAUUACAUUAUUUUUACUGUCGACGAAUAAUAACGAAAGUGUGUUUAUAUUUUUAUAGAUCUACUUAUAAAAUUUGAAAAAAUGCUAUUUGUGUUAAAUAUAAAACAUUAAUAUAAAAUGUUAAUAUAAGAAAAUUUGAUAAUUACAAAUUGAAAAACAUAAUUUGAUAAUUACACUUUCGAGAAAGUUAGGAACAAGGCACUUGGAAAUCACCACAAACAAGAAAAUAAAAUGUUUCAGUUAUGAUGUAUUUUGUCACUCAGUAAUUCGUUUUUUUUUUUUUUUUUUUUUUUUUUUCAUUUGUACCUUACAUGUACAAGGGACAUGAAUAAUAUGCUAGUAGCUUUUGCCCUGGAUAUACAGUACUGAGAUGCGACUAAAUGUACUGUUUAAUUAUUUGAUUAAUUCUUUAUUGUACAAUUUAUUCUUAAUAUCUCGUCUAUAUAUUGUUUUGGUUCACGAAUGCAGCGUACACCGACUUCAAAUGGUUUCUCAACACUAAUAAUGUUUCUGGUUAACGUUACAUUAACUUGUGCUUUCAGUUGCAAUAAUAAUAUUGAAAUCGGAUGCGCUGCAGGAAAUAGGCUACUGUAGAUUUUUUUUUUUACGUCUAAAAACUAGAAAAAGUGAACGUGACAACUUGUAAAGUUGAAACAUAUUUUGUACUAAAAGGAAAUAAUAUUCGCAGCUACAGCACACUAAAUCUUAUUCGGCUACAAUCCCUUCAACUGUACAAAAAUCAUUGUCCCCUCACUACGUCUCUUGUUAAUUAAUACUAACGUAAAUUUGCUUUAUCCUGACUGCGCCACUCAUCUGAAAUGGAAUAUUUAUUCUUAUCCUUGUAAAUGUACCUAGGAAUAAAUUCACUAAAUUACAGGCACUGUCCCCUUCAAAAUUCAAAUAGGUGGUUUUCAUUCAUAUUUCUAUAAAAUGGAGCUUUGUGCCAAAAA